Messenger RNA from Toxotes jaculatrix (banded archerfish), 2327 nucleotides. RefSeq lists its product as uncharacterized. Lineage: Eukaryota; Metazoa; Chordata; Actinopteri; Toxotidae. Gene Ontology annotation, biological process: cell surface receptor signaling pathway. The coding region runs from base 32 to 2119 and encodes 695 amino acids. The record is from RefSeq and is a predicted model, not a curated record. The transcript is spliced from 14 exons. Gene Ontology annotation, molecular function: transmembrane signaling receptor activity.
GAGUGGCAGAGUGUCAGUGCUGGGCGUGAGGAUGGGACACAUUUUGCCCUGUGUGCCGGCGUUAUUCUUGCUGAAUACACUCCUCCAUUAUGGACAUGCUGAAGAUGCUGUUCUGACACUUGAGCCCAACUGGUCCAUUUUUUUUGAGGGAGAAUCUGUCACCUUCGUUUGUGACAUAAAUGAAGGAGAAGACAGUGACUGGCUUUACAAAAUCCACUACGAUGGCCGAGAAUUUAUUUACUACAAUACACACAAACGCUACACAUUACAUCUGGCUACAGGCAACAGUGCUGAAUACCAGUGCUUUGGUCAACACAAGAGAUCAUAUAAUAUAAAAAAGAGUAAUGUCGUCUCUUUGACUGUAUUAAGAGAUAUACCCAAGGCCAGACUGACACCAGGCACAACAACCAUACCAGCAGGAGGCAGCGUGACGCUGACCUGCUCUGUGGAGGGCUCUGAUGGCUGGAAAUAUACCUGGUACACACGAACCUUAGGCUCUUCUGAAGCUCAGACCUUGAGGAAUAGUGAUCCAAACAAAGUGAUCAAUAUCUCACAAGGAGGCGUCUACCUGUGCACAGGAUGCAGAGGAAAUCCAGCCUUCUGUGCUUAUGGUGAUGAGGUCACCAUUAGGAUAACUUUUUCCAAUGUCGCCACUGUGACUCUGCAACCCAACUGGCCUCAGAUAUUCCGGCGUGAGACGAUCACUGUCAGAUGUGACAUUCAGAGAGGUGAAGGCACUGAGUGGCAGUAUGAAUGGAGAACACCUUCGUCAACCACAGAACCGGCACAAAGUAAUCCCUGGAGGAUCAGUGAGUCCCACAGUGGGGCCUACAUGUGUAAGGGCAGAAGCAGAAAGGACCCGUAUUCUUCGACAGAGUGGAGUGAAGCCGUUACAGUGACAGUAUCAGAGCCCAUGCCUGUCCUCACUGUGUCUCCAUCAUGGCUAAGUCCUGGAGCCUCAGUAACUUUAAGCUGUGAGGUUAAACAUCCAUCUCCAGGAUGGAGGUUUUAUUGGUACAAAGCGGUUCCAGCUCUAUCAAAACCUGACGGCCGUUACAGCUAUGAGCUGCUUCCUGGUAACAGCAGUGGGACUGAACAGAAUUCCUUCGUCAUCCAUGAGCAGACACACACAGCAGGAUAUGUGUGUAAAGCUGUGAGAGGAGACCCAGCCUAUGAAACAGAUUACAGUCAGUCUAAGUUUGUCUGGUCAGGAGAUUUUCAUCCAGCAGCGUCUCUCAGAGUGAGUCCCGACCAAGUCCAGCAUUUCAUCUAUGACUCUCUCUCACUGAGCUGUGAGGGAAACUCGACUGAGUGGAGAGUGAGGAGGUUUAUUAAAAGAGGAAAUGUGUCAUGUUGCUCUUCUUGGGGCAGAAUGACUGGAUCCACAUGCAACGUUCAUAAUUUAAGGUCCAUUGAUGCCGUGUUCUGGUGUGAGUCUGGAUCAGGAGAGUUCAGCAAUGCAGUCAACAUCACUGUAAAAAAUUAUGGUAUUAUGUUGGUGAGCCCUGCCCAUCCUGUGGCUGAGGGAGCAUCGGUUACUCUUCUCUGCAAGCUGAGGACAGAAAAUGUUCCUUCUAAUGUGUUUUUCUAUAAAAACAACAAGCUCAUUCAAAAUGACACCAGACGAGAGCUGACAAUCCCUGAAGUGUCAACGUCACAUGAAGGCUUUUACAAAUGCGAAGGAAAUGAUUCAGUGCAGCCCUGGCGGAGCUGGAAGUCACCAAAGAGCUGGAUGUCAGUAAAAUUGUCCGGGCCUGAAAGCUCCUUGUUUCCUGUGCCGCUGGUGGCUGGGUUGGUUUGUGGAACUGUUCUGAUUACUCUGCUGCUGCUGCUGCUGUUCUGCUACAGAAAGUCGAAAGGUUCACGCUCUGUCAGGUCUCAGAACACCAAUCAGAUUUCUGCUACAGACCACGUGAUCAACCAGGAUGAAACUCCUCUCCAUGGUCAGCCUUGUCUCUAUGAAUCAAUCAAAGGAACUGAGGACACCGUAACAUCUCAGGAUGUUACAUAUGCUUCAAUUGAGUUGAAAAACAUUGCUUCUAAGAGAAGAUCAACUCCAUCAGCGGCUUAUGAAACUGUUUAUUCUGAGGUCAAACCUGGAACAGCUCAUGAUGAAUGAAGAAAUCUAUGUCGACGAACCCAGUGGAAUGGAGAACGACAUUAAAGCUACAUACGUGUUUAGGAAAUGUUUGCAGAUUUUAUUUACUGUAACCAUUUUUUCACCUGUAAUUUAUUAUAUGUCGUGUUUGUAUUGUAUUAAUGUUAAUGAACUGCUGUAUGUUGUUUUCACCCCGAUGGCUUUAGCAAGUUUUUUUUUCUGGUAUUUU